Vanessa atalanta (red admiral) is the source of this 468-nucleotide messenger RNA. RefSeq lists its product as uncharacterized. NCBI's taxonomy places the organism in Eukaryota, Metazoa, Arthropoda, Insecta, Lepidoptera, Nymphalidae. The transcript is spliced from 4 exons. The coding region runs from base 1 to 468 and encodes 155 amino acids. The record is from RefSeq and is a predicted model, not a curated record.
AUGACAGCACUUGAUGAUCUUCCCGAUGUCUCUUCAUUUUUCGGAGUGGAUCUUAAGACUGGCUCAAUGAUAAUAGCUGCUUUAGGGGUGGUGCACCCAAUGGCCUACGGUUGUUCCUUCUUUAUCCCUCUGAGCUAUCUACUCGUUACUAUCUGGAUUCUAGUGGCAUUAUUCUUCGCGGCUAGCAUACUAUUAUUUUGUGGAAUUGCAAAGGAUGACGCUGUUCUCUGUGCUAUUUGGAUCUGGUACGCGGUGAUCUUCGUAGUUGUGAUGUUGAUGAUGAUGAUGCUUCUAGCCAUAGUGUUCACAUCCCGCAAACAGAGGAACAGGGUCUUCAUAGUAAUACUUGGCAUGCUUUGGUAUAUAUUGACCAUCUACUUCAUAUUGGUUGUGAACAGCCAUCGGAAGCAGUUACUUGCCUCGAAUUUAAACAGUUUUGUAACUAAUCACGUUGAUAAAGAAUCGUGA